Molecule: messenger RNA, 2649 nt
Organism: Capronia epimyces CBS 606.96
Lineage: Eukaryota; Fungi; Ascomycota; Eurotiomycetes; Chaetothyriales; Herpotrichiellaceae
Exons: 1
Coding region: 1-2649 (882 amino acids)
Source: RefSeq, a predicted model, not a curated record
AUGCGGCUGUUCAAGUCAAACAAGUCGCAGGCAUCCCUCGAAGAUCGCAGUCCUGAGCAGCCCGAGACCGCUUACCAGCCUCAGCACCCGAAUAGCGGUCUCUACAGCGGGUCCCAGUUUGAUCUGACUUCUGACCGCUACAACCAGCAACUGGACGAUCACCAAUACGAGAUCCAAGACACUCAAUCUCAAUCUCAAUCUCAGUCCCGAUUCCAGUCCCAUCCAGCCCAACAUUUGUCUCGCAGUCAAAGCAGUCGCACCCCCUCUGCCGGUGAACUGUAUGGCGCACAACGACCCAGCGUAAACAUCGUGCCUCCUGUGUCACCACCAGCUACCGUCCCUGAAGGCUCCGCCCCUGUCCCAGGGCAGACCACGUUUGGCCAAUCGAGACAGGUUCGGGCUGAACGUGAGAAAGAACACAAGAGAUCCAAACGGAGUUUCAUCAGUGGAUUUAUCAAAGACAAGGCUAAGGACGAAGACAAGGAGAGGGAGAAGGAGAAGGAGAAGGAAAACGCUCAAUCCGAGCGUAAAAUCGGUCGAUCGAGUUCUGUGCAUCUCCUGCGGAAAGCACACCCAUCUGAUAAUAUUUCUCGCGACCCGUACUCUCAACAGACCAGACAUUCCGUGUUCUACCCAGGGACCGACACCUCAGUGGCAGACCAGUCGGAUCAGACUCAAUACGAUCACUAUCAACGAGGUCCUGGUCAAUUCGACUCUCCUCAAAGCCAGACGACUCAUAGAUCUGUCGACUACGCCGAAGACAUCCCCCACUUCAGUCCACGACAGGAACAAUAUCAGCCGUACCAUCAAACCGAGUCUGCCAGUACCUCGGAACAGUACUUACCAUAUCAAGAUCCUCCCUCUCGACCAAACAACGCCGAGCCUGAUACAUAUCAACAUCUUCGACCUCCUUCACAGGCUUCAUUGGGACCGCCUUCACCGGUGGCUAAUAUUCCGCAUCAAAUUCACCCUCAAGAAUCUCGCCCUUCAACAGCAGCAACGAACAGAUAUUCAGUCCAGUCAGCAAGUCAGGGCCAGCCACAGCCACAGCAGGCGGCGGCCAUGGCAAGAGGCGAUACGUUGAACGGAGGCCUCCGCCAACAACUUUCGCAACGAGACGCUCGUGCCGAAGAGCAUGCCCAGUACCAAAGCCAGCAAGACCCAAGAAUUAGAAUGUCGCAACAAGCCCCUGAGCAAGGACGAAAUACCCCUCCACCAAGGAGUCGAGAAGACGCUAGUCAGUUGGAUUAUCAUCAGCUCCUUCAACGCCAUGAAGAAUUGCAGGCCAAAUACUCGAAAGUCAAACGAUACUACUUCGAGCGAGAAGCACAAGUUACUCAAUUGCAGAAUACUGUGGCCAAUCAGCGCCUGUCAAUGUCAAAGACGUCUUUGGACGAUGCCCAAUAUACGGCAAGAUUUGAGAGACUGAGUCAGGCGAUCAACAACCUGUCCUUCAACAUCCGGAAGAACUGGCGGGCAGUGCCCCCAUGGCUCCGGCAUGUCUGUAACCAGGACGCGCAUACUGUUGGGACUAAGGAAAUGACGGCCGUGGGUCGAGCAUGUAUCACUCGCUGGCUGUACGAAAGUAUCUUUGAGCGCACAUUCCACCCGGGGAUUGAUCCGGGGUUGUCAGCACAGUUAAAGAACGUAGAACGAACCUUGCGUCGUUCAGGACAGAACGGCUUCCUGACAGACGAGCAGCGAGAUGAUCUGGUCAUUAAACUCACCACCUGGCGCCUGACCACCAUCGAAGGGCUACAGGAUGUCCUCAACUCGCCGCAGGCUGAACAGUAUACAGAGAACUUGACAAAGUUGUUCACUCACCAGCUCACCGAGUCACUAAAAGCAAAUCUCACUGAUCCACCGCCGCUCGGGUUGAGCGAGGGGGUCAACAUGAUCGUUGGACAGGCCAUUGGGAUCGCCGCCAAUCUUCCGCUUGAAUCCCGUGAUAUUUGUCUGGAAUAUUUCAUGCCUGGGACCCCUGUUAACGACACGUACAUGAAAAUCGAACCGCAAUUGAUUCCACUGACCAAUCCGGGUCUGGACGAGCGUUUGGCCGCCAUGCAAGCCGCACAGGCGAUGCAAGAAGGUCCAGAAGGCGACGGCAUGAGCACAGCCAGCACAGAAGAUGGACCACGAGACCGGGACGUCGAGACCGAGAUUCGUGAAGCUGCUGGUAAGGCUGCUUCACAAACGGUCUCGCAAGGUGGCGGUGCCGGGGUGGGUGGGCCACAAAUGCGGAACGACAGUGUGGCAAGCCAAAGCAGCCAAGCGACUAUCAAGACCUCCGACGAGAAGCAGUCUAAGAAAGCGAGCUUUUUGGGAGGGUUUGUGAGCAAGAAGACAUCAUCGACGCGCCACGAUAAUCGCGGUGGAAGCACCGAGGCCACCCCGGUUACUCCUUCAACAAACAACGCUGAUGAGCAGCGUGGGGGCACUACGGUUGAUCCGGUGCAGCUAGGACCUUCUGGUGCGAAUGAGGGGAGGAUUCGCUUUGCGGCGUUUCUUGCCGUCGAGGUUCGAGGCAAAGGACCUGGAUCGAACACGGGUAACAGCGGGGUUUCUGGUAAGGAAUCUGGGUCUGCCGCGGGAGGAGUCAGCCAGUCUUCUGCCAAUGUGCUUUUCAAAGCGCCGGUGUAUGAAUAUUGA